CUCUGUGUCACUGUCUCUCUCUUCCAACACCACAAAACCCACCUAGCUCCCAAGCUUUUUCCUCCUCCUUCUCCUUCUUCUUCCAUUGCUAUUAUAAGCUUGGGCUGUUGGGUUUCCUUACCUCAUUCAUUUAUCAUACAUACAUCAGUAAAUCAUCAGAAACAGCUUAUCAUGGCUCUUCAUGUUUCAGCAACAAGUCUUCUGUACUGCUUCUUGUUUCUUCUGAUCAACACUUCAUCUUCGUCUCGUCUUCUAAAAAGUAGGUACAGAGAUGUAUCUUCGGCACACCACCACAAGCUGCCUAGUAGAAGGCAGCUUGUGGAAAAUGGCCUAGGACGAACUCCUCCUAUGGGAUGGAAUAGCUGGAACCACUUCCAGUGUGACAUUAAUGAAGAGAUGGUCCGAGAAACAGCUGAUGCCAUGGUGUCAACGGGUCUUGCGGAUUUAGGGUACAAAUAUAUCAAUUUAGAUGAUUGUUGGGCCGAACUAAAUCGAGACUCUGAUGGAAAUAUGGCUCCUAAAGCUUCAAAAUUUCCAUCAGGAAUUAAGGCUGUGGCUGAUUAUGUUCACAGCAAAGGAUUGAAGUUUGGGAUUUAUUCUGAUGCUGGAGUUCAAACGUGCAGUAAGCAAAUGCCUGGAUCACUAGGACAUGAAGAGCAAGAUGCGAUAACAUUUGCUUCCUGGGGUGUUGAUUUCUUGAAGUAUGAUAAUUGUGAGAAUCUUAAUAUAAGGCCUUCAGAGAGGUACCCAAAAAUGUCUGAAGCUUUAUUAAAUUCUGGAAGGCCAAUUUUCUUUUCCAUGUGUGAAUGGGGACAAGAAGAUCCAGCACUUUGGGCAAAAAGUGUAGCCAAUAGUUGGAGAACAACAGGAGAUAUUGAAGAUAAGUGGGAGAGUAUUACAAGCAUUGCAGAUCAAAAUGACAAAUGGGCAUCUUAUGCAGGACCUGGAGGAUGGAAUGAUCCAGAUAUGCUGGAAGUUGGAAAUGGAGGCAUGACCACUGAAGAAUAUCGUUCUCAUUACAGCAUUUGGGCAUUAGCUAAGGCUCCUUUGCUUAUUGGUUGUGACGUUCGGGCAAUGGAUAAGACAACAUUCGAAUUACUAUCUAACAAGGAAGUUAUUGCUGUCAACCAAGACAGUCUAGGAGUUCAAGGAAGAAAGGUGAAAAGUGAUGCUGGUUUGGAGGUAUGGGCUGGUCCUCUAAGUGAAAAUAGAGUUGCAGUGGUUCUGUGGAACAGAAGUUCCUCAAAAGCAACUGUGACAGCAUCGUGGUCUGAUCUAGGCUUGGAACAAGAAAAAGUUGUAGAUGCACGAGAUCUUUGGGAGCACUCAACACAACCAUCAGUUUCGGGACAUAUUUCUGCUGAUUUGGAUUCACAUGCUUGCAAGAUGUAUGUUCUUACUCCCCGUUAAGCUUCAAAUUUUCAAGGUCGAUCAAAGAAGAAGAAGAUGACGAUAAUGAUGCACGAGAGUUAGAUACCAUAUUCAAGGAUUCCUAGGUAACAGAAGAUAGCUAGGCUGGGAAUUUAUUUUACAAUAAGAAAUAUACAUAUAAAUACAUACAUACAUACAUAUAUAUAGAAAUACUUGAAUAAGACUCAAGUUAUCAAAGGUUUCUGAUAUUAUUAUUUUGUAUUAUUGAAGCAUUGAAGUAUGUCUGUUGAUCAGUUCAAUGCAAUGAUAAUGGUUCCAACUGUUUCUCUA
This is a messenger RNA of Prosopis cineraria, 1701 nucleotides long. RefSeq names its product alpha-galactosidase-like. Gene Ontology annotation, molecular function: hydrolase activity, hydrolyzing O-glycosyl compounds. The record is from RefSeq and is a predicted model, not a curated record. Bases 172 to 1410 code for a protein of 412 amino acids. Gene Ontology annotation, biological process: carbohydrate metabolic process. Lineage: Eukaryota; Viridiplantae; Streptophyta; Magnoliopsida; Fabales; Fabaceae. The transcript has 15 exons.